Messenger RNA from Artibeus jamaicensis (Jamaican fruit-eating bat), 3329 nucleotides. RefSeq names its product hyaluronan and proteoglycan link protein 4 (gene HAPLN4). NCBI's taxonomy places the organism in Eukaryota, Metazoa, Chordata, Mammalia, Chiroptera, Phyllostomidae. Gene Ontology annotation, molecular function: hyaluronic acid binding. Gene Ontology annotation, biological process: cell adhesion. The record is from RefSeq and is a predicted model, not a curated record. The transcript has 5 exons. The coding region runs from base 53 to 1261 and encodes 402 amino acids.
GGAGCGCAGUCCUGGAGCGCAGGGGCGACUCUGCGGGGGCUGGUCUAGCAGCAUGGUGUGGGCUCGGGAGGCCCUCAGUCCCUGCGUGCUCUGGGCUGCGGCCUGGGGAGUCUUGCUGCUCGUGGCCCCCGCAGGGGCGCAGCGCGGCCGGAAGAAAGUCGUACACGUGCUUGAGGGUGAGUCAGGCUCCGUGGUGGUGCAGACAGCUCCUGGGCAGGUGGUCAGCCACCGGGGUGGCACUAUCGUCUUGCCCUGCCGUUACCACUACGAGGCAGCCACCCACAGCCAUGACAGCGUCCGCCUCAAGUGGACUAAGGUGGUGGAGCCGCUGGCCUUUACUGAUGUCUUCGUGGCGUUGGGCCCCCAACACCGGGCGUUUGGCAGCUACCGAGGGCGGGCCGAGCUACAGGGUGAUGGUCCUGGGGACGCCUCCUUGGUUCUCCGAAAUGUCACACUGCAGGACUAUGGGCGCUAUGAAUGCGAGGUCACCAAUGAACUAGAGGAUGACACCGGCAUGGUCAAGCUGGACCUGGAAGGCGUGGUCUUCCCUUACCACCCCCGUGGAGGCCGCUACAAGCUGACCUUCACGGAAGCUCAGCGCGCAUGCGCUGAGCAAGACGCCAUCCUGGCGUCGGCGGAGCAGCUGCACGCGGCCUGGCGCGACGGCCUGGACUGGUGCAACGCGGGCUGGCUGCGCGAUGGCUCGGUUCAGUACCCGGUGAGCGAGCCCCGGGAGCCCUGCGGCGGCCUGGGCUGGCUCGGGAGCGCCGGGGUUGGCAGAGGUGCCUCCGGGGGUGUGCGCAACUACGGCUACCGCCAUAACGCAGAGGAACGCUACGAUGCCUUCUGCUUCACGUCCAACCUCCCGGGGCGAGUGUUCUUCCUGAAGCCGCUGCGGCCCCUGCCCUUUUCUGGAGCAGCGCGCGCGUGUGCGGCGCGCGGCGCGGCCGUGGCCAAGGUGGGGCAGCUGUUCGCCGCGUGGAAGUUGCAACUGCUGGACCGUUGCACCGCAGGCUGGCUAGCAGACGGGAGUGCGCGCUACCCCAUCGUGAAUCCUCGAGCGCGCUGCGGCGGCCACCGGCCGGGUGUGCGCAGCCUCGGGUUCCCAGACGCCACGCGCAGCCUCUUCGGUGUCUACUGCUACCGUGCGCCCGGAGUGCCUGACCCUGCACCCGGAGGCUGGGGCUGGGGCUGGGCGGGAGGUGGCGGCUGGGCGGGGGGUGCACGCGACCCUGCUGCCUGGACCCCGCUGCGCGUCUAGGGCCAGGGCAUGGAUGGCUGGGGAGCUUGGCGGCUGGCCGAGUGCCCUGCUGUCCCCUGGAGACGGAUCAUGUCCCCUGCAGUACCCUGCAAGCUGACCAGGCUCUGUGGUCCUUGAACACUGACCAUACCCCCAAAACUGGCCAGUCCUGGGAGACAAGUCCCCUGGAGACAAGUCCCCUGGAGUCUCCUGGACACCGACCAAGUCCUCCUUUCUUGGAGAGAUUUCCCCUACAUCCCUGACUUUCUUUAGGAGACCUGACACACCCUGAGGACCCCCGGAGGCCAACAGAUUAUGACGUCUCCUGAAGACUACUCCUCCAGAGGUCACCUGGACACAGAUGGAACCAUCCCAGAAGUCACCCGGAGGCUGGCCCCUCGGGAUUAUCUGAAGACUGGCCACACACCUUCUGUAUCUCUCUGGAGACAGAAGACUUAACAGUCACCUGACAACUGAACCAUCCUCCCAUCAUCUGUAGCAGAACUAGAAAUCACAGAGUUGGACAGGUGAUCAUGCCCUCAUAGUCACUCGGAGACUGAGAACUCCAGUCCUCUCCCCAAUAUGACCUGCUGAUUAGGUAUUCUCAUUCUUCCCCCUCUCUCUGGAGUCCCCUGAAGUUUCCAUAGUAACAGACCAAGUCCCCAGGUCACUGUAGAGAACAGCCCCAUCUCUCUAGUUUCAGGGGAAACCACCCUUUGUCAACACCCUGACAGAUUGAUACACCCCAGCUGGGUCACAUGACUGGCAGCUGUGCCCCACCCUCAGGUAUCUCUCUGGAGGGGCAAGUCUGCCUCCACCUGACCUCCUUUUUCCUGGCUGUCACCAAAGAGACCAUCUCCGGGACCCAGGGACCCAUAAAAUCCAUGUUACAUGCUAUGGAAGCAAGCCACCCCACUUCCCCUUGGCACUAAGGCAACCAGCCCAGCUUCAAUCUGUCACGUAGAGUCACACAGCCCUUCCCUCAUCAGUCACACCCAUAGAGAUAGUGCCUCCUCCUCUAGCUGUAACCAUGGAUACCACACAUUUCCCAUCUCACCAUCCUUCACCCCAGAGACCUACAACUCCACUUCUGUUGUCCCCACCCUGACCAACAGCCAUGGAAACCAGCCUCCGACUAACUGUCCAGACAGUGAACCAACAUUCACUUCUCCAGCUCUCACCAUGGAAAUGGGCUGCCCUUUCCCCAGGUUCACCCUUGCUGCCCUCCAAGCUCCACAGCUGUUACCAUGGAGAUCAAAGUGGAGUCUAAGGUAGUAGAACACCUGUCUCCCUAGGCUUUUCCUUGUCAGCAGGGCCCCACCCACCCAGCUAUCACCAUAGAAGGUGUUAAUAUCAUCCCCAUGACAACUGACCCCUGACCCCCAGCUCUCAGGAACUAAUUGCCAUGGCAGGAACUGCAUCCCAUAGGUCUUAAUGGCUGCCCCUUCACCAGAUGGACUGAGCCCCAAGCAGCACCCCCUGACAGGGCUGGACUUCUGGAGCUGCUGGACACCCUCCGUUUGCACGCUACCUAUACCCCAGACAGCAGCUGUGCACGCACACCCUUCCGGCACUCAGGUGUUUUCAUUGCCUCUAUAGAUGAGCAAACUGAGGCCCUGGCAUGCCUUGGUCCUUUGAGCUGUGCAAGCGCUGGGUUUCCCCUUUCCCCUCUGAGACCCCAUCGCCAUUCUCACCUAGCUCUUCUGUCCUUUCCUACUCACUCCCUCACCCCAUUUUUCUCCUUAGAGAUCCAGGAGAGAUGGAAUGUUCCUAAACCUCAAAAGUCACUCUGAGCUCCAGAUUUUAAGGGUAGAUUCUUGCUAAGAAGUUAGGGCCCAGCCAAGCUCCCCAGUGUUGAGAGCCACCCAGCCUUGGGAAAUCCCAAUUCUAAGGUCUUUCCUAGAGUAGCACUUGGUAGCCUCCUGGAGUCCUCUCUACUGUCCCAUCCAGCUCAAGGAAACCCAUCUGUGGGUUGGGAAUCAGGUUGGCUUGGUUCUAAUCCUGCUUGUGACCAAGUGACAAAACCCCUGAGCCUAUUUCCUCCUCUGUACCAGGGCUGUUUGUUCUGAGGUCUCAGUGAGUGCAUACA